This is a messenger RNA of Diaporthe citri, 6147 nucleotides long. RefSeq lists its product as uncharacterized. Gene Ontology annotation, cellular component: phagophore assembly site; extrinsic component of membrane. Gene Ontology annotation, biological process: autophagy of mitochondrion; reticulophagy; autophagosome assembly. The record is from RefSeq and is a predicted model, not a curated record. Gene Ontology annotation, molecular function: phosphatidylinositol-3-phosphate binding. NCBI's taxonomy places the organism in Eukaryota, Fungi, Ascomycota, Sordariomycetes, Diaporthales, Diaporthaceae. The transcript has 3 exons. Bases 1 to 6147 code for a protein of 2048 amino acids.
AUGGCUGCCUUCUUCACGUCCUUCCGUAAGUCGGAUUUGCCCAAGCGGCUGCUGCGCUAUGCCAUGGCCAGGCUGGACAUAUUCGAGGACGACGCUCUUGACCUGGACAAACUUGAUGCCGCCCUCGGCCUGAGGAAUACCUUGGAGUUCAAAGAUGUCGGUCUCAAGGUCGAGAAAAUAAGAAAGCACCUAAGCCUGCCUUCCGAGUAUCGAAUAAAAAAUGCAAAGGUGUCUCGCCUGCAAAUCACCAUUCCCCUCGAUCUGUAUUCUAGCGCCAUCCAGGUCACCGCGUCCGGUGUUCGUAUAGCCCUGGUAGUUUCAACGCGAGAACAGCCUGCUGGAAAAUCCAAGAAGAAUGAGACACCAAGGUCGAGUUCUGAUGUUGUCCCCACGGCUGCGGACCUAGCUCAGUCCUUUUUGGAAACUCAGCCAUCGAAGGAGAAGAAGGCUUUGGAGGAGGCUCUGGCCUCCGAGACAACAGACCUGGGCGCGUCCGUGGCUUCCAGCGAGGACAGCAAUGAGGAGGACUCAGCAACCGGCACGGGCCAACGGCUCUAUUUACCGGACUUCAUGACAGACUUCCUGCAGGGUGUUGUCGACCGCAUGGAGGUGGGUAUCAGGGAUGUCGCUCUACAGCUUGAAGUCGAUGUUCCUGUGGACCAUAAGACCACCGAGACCGAAUUGGUCACUUUUCAGGUCACUCUCGAUGAGCUCGAGGUUGAAGGCGUCACGGCGCAGGCUCGACAAGAUGGAGCCAGCACGCGCAUCGUGCCUAAAGAUGGCAAGCGUCACAUAUCACUCAACACAAUUCGCGCUUCCCUCAUCUCAGAGGCUGACUUAUUAUCCAACCUUGCGAGAUCGCCUUCCUUGACUUCCGCCGCGUCGAGAUCUCCGAUAUCAACCGCGAAAAGUCCACCGUUCAAUCUGAGACCUUCUCAGGCUGGAAGCGUUCGCGAAGGCGUGAUGGGUGGGUCCAACGACGAUCUCUCCCAAAGCGAACGAAUACUACAGGACAGCGAGGAGGCAUUCAACACAACUUAUGAGCUGGACAACUCUAGCAGCGCAGCAGGCGAAGAGCAAGAACCUACGUCGUCUUUAUCGACACCGAGGGCCUCCAUCUACCAUGAUUUCGGCGGCCAGCACGAGGAUGGACCCGGCACUGUACUAGACGACGAACCAUCCGUCUGGCCGUCAGCCUUGAAUGUCCCGGAAAACGACGCGGAAAGGCCUACCGUGAAUAUUUCUCUCGAAAACUCCAUCUCGUCUGAUUCUGCAAGUGAUGAUUCCGGAGCUCAGCCCACAGAUGAUCUCGCCCAAUCGCAAUUGUUUAGUCACGAGGAGGCAGAGAGCAUGUACAUGAGCGCCUUUUCAAACGGAGAAUAUCAACAGUCGAGGAGUGACUCGAUGCCAGGUGCAUGGGAUUCAAAUCUGUCGAGUCCUGAGGGCUCACCAGGAUCCAAGGGCGACAAACCACUACGGCCGGGUGAAAACCUGUCCCACGAGGAAGAAGAGAUUAGGCAGCAAGACCCAAUCUUGGCCGAAAGUAAGGAGCCGUCAACACCGAUUCAUUCAUCGUCGCCGCAAGGAGGAGAAACCCAGGCCAAGAAGGAUCCGCACGUGGCACAAGAUGCAGCCGCAGAGCCUAUCAAUGCUGCCAUGGCAGACGAGACUGAGACCCAAGGGCCGAACAACAUUCUAAGAGAGAUCUUCUCUCUUGCAUCGAUCUCCGUAUAUUUGCCGAUCAAACAUAAGCACAUCCAAGUGUCAAGUGCUGAUGAGACGUCACAAUUGGCCAACUCAACCUUUCAAAAUGUUCCAGGGGCUUUCUCCGUCUAUUCUACGACUACAGGCCCCACAUCGUUCCACGUUGAAUCUGAGCCAGAAGCCACGAAGGUAGAGGAUGAGGAUGAUGAUGGAUCGAUUGAAAUUGACAUAUCGCCUCUUGAGCUACGUUUCGACACUUCCGUCGGCUUUCUUCUAGCAAUGCUGGCACGUCGGCUCCUAGACACGUUCAAAACAUCGCAGAAGCCCUCUGAAACUACAAUCGAUACAUUCACCAGAGCCAAUGACUCGUCGAGACCGGAAAUCAAGCUGUCGAUGCAAAAGAUAUCUAUUCUCUUUGUCGAGAAGAUAUUUGGCGGUUAUGUCACGGCAACGACGACGCCAAGCCCAGAGGUGCCGGCCUUCGAGGCCGAGACGCUACUGAGAACUGACCUGGACCAUCUGCAAGCAACCUUGUCUCAAAAGGACUCCGUGGAUGACACCUUGAUCAGUGUUGAGAAGGUCCGUUUUGGGUAUCAAGAUAGCGAUAUACUGUCUUUCGACCAAGAAGCACAGAUGCGAGCCUCAGUCAGAGACGUGUUUCCGGAAGCCGGAGCCGAUGUGUCGGUCAAGAUAUCAACAUCCAAGGAAAGCAAUCGGUUUGAGAUAAAUACGCUGCCGCUCCGCGUUCAUGUGGACUUACAGCGGUUGGACGAGACUUUCACUUGGUUUGGUGGGCUCAGUGGCUUCCUUCAGAUGAGCUCUUCAAUGACCUCAAGUGGCUCACCUGGAAAACCCAAGACCAAGUCUGGCAAGCCAAGAGGGGUACGGUUUGACAUUCCAUCCACUCCAGAGAGUUCGGCAGCGGUGUCCGAAAGCAAAAUCGAUGUACGAAUCGGUGGCUUGCAAGUCGACUUGGACGGUAAGAAGUGUGGCAUUCGUGUUCGGACUACAGCCGUCAAGAUGGUGAGCCGGGAUGGCAUCAUUGGAGUUGGAAUAAGCAAAAUUCAUGCAUCCGGGCCGUAUGCAGAACGAUUCCAUGGUGGACCGCCCGUCAUGAUCACCCUGUCGAACACGCGUAUCGACUAUCUUCUUGCCCCCCGAGAAAAUGACUUGGAUCGACUUCUCUCUCUGAUUACCCCCUCGAAAGGCCAGUUUGAUGAUAAUGAGGAUGAGAUCAUGGUAGACACGCUAUUAAGGCAGCGAAGGAAAGGCUCUGUUCUGAAGUUGACCUUGGACGACGUGCAGGCACAGGUCACAAGAUUGCAGCAGCUUGACUCUAUCCCUUCUCUGGGAGAGGAGCUCGCUCGUCUUGGAACCGUGGCCAAAUAUCUUCCCGAGGACGACCGGCCUGGGUUACUGACACUUGGUCUCAUCCAUAACGUGGAUGCUUCGGUGGAUGUUGGCGGUAGAUUCGGUAAGGUGAAUGCGCACCUGGCCGAUCUUGAGCUGGCCCAUAUUGCCUUUCCUUCGCUGGCUGCUUUCGGAGUCAACACCAUCAAAGUCGACAGAAACAGUAUUGAGGAGCUUGUUGGUUCUACUAUCGACAUGAGGACCGGACUUCUUGCGCAAUCACCCGUUCUUAUGGUACGGGUGAUAGGCGAUGAAAUGGAGCCUGCCAUCAAGGUCAGGAUGCGGAACAUCAAUUUCGAGUAUCGCGUUCCCACGAUCAUGGACGCACUGGGCCUGUCCUCGGAAACCACACCUCAGGAAUUCGACGCAAUGUUGGCGGCCUCUGUGGCCAAUCUUGGAGAACAGGCGCAUACCGCAUUGGUUGGAAACCCACCAUCGCCAUCGCCACGCUCGCCGCAGGGCGGAUCCACGAAGCCGACGAUUGUCAAUGUGGCUUUUCGUGACUGCCUGCUAGGAUUGAACCCCUUGGCGCUGACAUCCAAGCUGAAUGUGGUUCUUCAGGAUGCCCACGUGGGGGUUGUUUUGCCGGCGGGCGACGACGUGAAUGCCGUUGCGAAUCUGAAGAAGGCGGCUAUUCUCCUCGUCGAUGAUGUCUCCUUACUCGAAUCUACGCAGAGAGCAGGGCCGUCCAGACACCGCGGAUCAGAUGUCCAAAGACAGACGGACAUGGUGUCUACAUUGUGCUCUAAAGGCUAUGUGAAUAUUUGCCAGAUCUCUUCGGCAAGGGCUACAGUCGAAGCCACGGCAGAGCCCACUGGAGAGAUGCAUAUCGACGUUGAGCUCCGAGAUGACCUACUGGUGCUCGAGACUUGCGCAGACUCUACCCAUACCUUGCUUGCACUUACGGGUGCCUUGAAGCCGCCGACUCCGCCGAGCAGGGAAGUGAAGUUCAAGACCGAAAUUAUUCCCGUGCAAGACAUGUUGGCAUCUAUCACGGCCGAUGCUUUCGGCAGGGCGGAAGGCGACUACAAUUUCGACGACGACUUCGCCAUUGCUCAGGAGCUAGGUGGUGGUGACGACAUGUCAGAUGGAGAAAUAGUAGGAUCGAGUCCUUUGGACAUCGAGCCGAAGUACUUCGCCAGCCAACCCGCUGUUGCUGAAAGCAUCUUCGACGCCACGUCUUCGUCCUUGGUAUCUGGCCCUACAGUCACUCAGGACAUGGCAGGGGAUACAAUUCCCUCACAGCCUGACUCACUUGCGCCUAGCGAAGAUUUUGGUUCGAAUUCGGAGAUCGAGAUCGAUGAAAAUUACUUUGGGCAAGACCCGACCGUACCUGGAGAUGCUCAUCACUGGAAUUCAGCCAAGAAUAGGUACGACGAAGUGAAGAAAGCCAGGGUGCCCAAGAGUCCGCUGAAUGUCAGGGUCCGAGAUGUGCACGUGAUAUGGAAUCUCUUUGAUGGCUAUGACUGGCAACACACCCGCGAGGCCAUCACGAAGACGGUGGAAGAAGUGGAAACAAAGGCAUACGAACGCCGCUCUCGAGCUGGUCGAAGGUCCCUGGACGAAGCGGACUUCGACGACCAGGACGUUGUCGGGGAUUGCCUGUUCAAUUCCAUCUACGUUAGCAUUCCGGCGAACCACGAUCCUCGUGAGCUAGUUGGAGGUAUCAACCACCAAUUAGACGACGCGGAGUCGAUAGCAUCCACCUCGGUCACCACGACCACAACCCGAACGGUUCCUGGCCAGUUUCGGUCCAGGGCUAAGAAGCUACGCCUCAAUAGGAGCAGACGCCACAAGAUCACGUUUGAGUUGCAGGGUGUUAACGUGGACCUCGUCAAAUUACCACCAGGCUCGGGCGAGACAGACACCUCCAUUGAUGUUCGUGUCCAGAACCUGGUUGUUUUUGAUCACGUCCCGACCUCCACCUGGAAGAAGUUUGCCGCGUACGACUUGGACGCUGGCGAGCGCGAGCUGGGCGCAAAUAUGGUGCACCUCGAGAUUCUUCUUGUCAAACCGGUUCCCGAACUAGCGGCUGUCGAAUUUGUUCUCAGAGCCAACGUCCUCCCACUCCGCCUGCAUGUCGACCAGGAUGCGCUUGAAUUCAUCGAGCGUUUCUUCCAGUUUAAGGAUGAAUCACAGAUGCCAUCUGACCCGUCUCCGAGUGACGAAGCAUUUAUCCAACGCGCCGAGAUCAAUGCCAUACCCGUCACACUAGAUUUCAAGCCCAAGAGGGUGGAUUACGCGGGUCUGCGGGGCGGGCGAACUUCGGAAUUCAUGAAUUUCGUGAUUCUGGAAAGGGCCCGUAUGACGCUGCGACACACCAUUGUCUACGGCACUACGGGAUGGGAGCGGCUGGGCAAUACGCUCAAUGACAUAUGGACGCCAGACGUGAAGCGCACGCAACUCGCUGGCGUGCUAGCUGGUGUUGCCCCAGUUCGCCACCUGGUCAAUGUGGGCAGCGGCUUCCGUGAUCUUAUCGAAAUCCCCAUCAGGGAGUACAAGAAGGAUGGGCGUAUCGUCCGCAGCAUCGGCAAGGGCGCGGCGGCUUUUGCUCGCACGACGGGGACCGAAAUUGUCAAGUUGGGCGCCAAGGUGGCGGUCGGCACCCAGUAUGUACUCCAAGGCGCGGAGGACAUGCUGACCAAGCCUUCGGGUGAAGGCAGCUCGAGUGCUGGCGAGACAGCGUCACUCCAGACAGGAUGGGAGGAAGAGGACAUGGAACCAGAGGAGAAGAAACAGAUCUCCCUUUACGCGGACCAGCCCACGGGUGUCGUCCAAGGCCUACGGCACGCCUACAGCAGUCUUGCUCGGGACCUUAAUGUGGCCAGGGAUGCCGUCAUCGCUGUCCCCGGCGAGGUGCUUGAGAGGGGGGCGGCGAGGACCGUUAUGAGCAGAGCGCCGACCAUCAUCUUCCGCCCAGCCAUCGGAGCAACUCGAGCGGUUGGGCAGGCGCUCAUGGGGGCAACCAAUGCUUUGGACCCGGAGAACCUUAGGAGGGCAGAAGACAAAUACAAGCCCGGGCCCGGGAGAUAG